AUGAUUUAUUUAGAAAAGUAUUUUUCUCAAUGUAUUAAAAAAAAGGUAUUUUUUUUGAGAAUAAAGAAGUGUAAUAAUAUAUUAUCUAAAAAACAAUUAUUAAAAAAAACUAAAUAUAUUUCUUUGGUUAAAUAUAAGUGUAAAUUAUAUAAUACAACUAAUGUGCUAUGUGAAUUAAAAAUAGAUAAUGCGAAAAAAAUACAAUUUUGCAAUUUAUUUAAUUUCAAAUUAGUUGAUAUACUCACUAUUUUUAAGAUUUUAAUGAAAUUAAAAAAAAUUGUAUUAUACAAGUAUAAUAAUAGUAUUUCAAUUAAAGUAAAAAGAAGACGGACAGAGAAAAAUUGUAAGUACAAUUUAAGUUGGUAUAAUAAUAUAAUUUUAUUUGAUGAUUUCAUUUUAUUUCUUAAUAAAUAUCUGAGACGAAACAAAAAAUAUAAGUUGUUAUUUAGAAGGUUUAUUGAUACUGAGUUAAUUAAAAAAAAAAAUAAAAUAAAUAAUGUUAUUUAUAACAUACUUAAUGGUAAUUACAUUAAUGAUAAUAAAUUAACAACUGAUGAAAAGAAAAAAAAAAACAAAAUUUAUAAAUACUUAAAAAGAUGUGCUUUAAAAAGAAUUUUAAGAAGUAUAAAUAUCAAUAUAAAGAACAAAAGUUAUGCAAAUAAUUUGAAUGAAAAGAAUUUUUUAAUAAAAUUUUAUGUAAAUAAUAAUCUAUUUCAUAUAUCAUCUUUUUAUAAAAGAAUAAAAGGAAUUUAUUACAUUUAUAGAAGCGUAGUAUAUAUUAAAAAAAAUAACAUUAAAAAAGAUAUUGCAAUAAUAAAUCUUAUAUCUGAUGAUAAAUCAUACUAUGAAGUUAAGAAAAGUUGUAUAAUUGUUAAUACUUUUUAUAUAAAAUAUUUUAUUAAAUAUAACCUUAAUAAAAUUUUUGUUUUGCAUGAAGAAUUUUUAAAAAAAAAAUUUAAAACAUUAAAAAAAAAUUUUAUACAUGUAUCACCAAUUAGCAAUUAUUUUAACAAUUAUUGUGGAAAACUUCAGAUGAAUUAUUUCUUAAUCAAAACAAUAGAAAACAAAAAUAUUAUUAAUACUAAUCAAUUUAGAAGUAUUGACAAUAAUAUAAAAAUAAAAAUAUUCAAAAUUUACUUAAAUGGAAAGUAUUUUAAAUCAUUUCCUAUUAGUUUAACUUAUAAUAUAAAUAAUAAAAAAUUCUAUUUAAAUAAUUUCUUUUAUUUUGAUAUUGUAAAAUACAACAUAAACAACUUAUGUAUUUUUAAAGAUAUUUAUUUAAAUAAUUUAACUUUUUUUCAGAAUAAUCAAUUUUAUUAUAUAGAUGAUCAAAAUAUUAUUUUAAAUAACGAUAACAUAUAUAUAGAUAUUAAUUAUAUUCUUCUCUUCUAUUUUUUGUAUUUUAAUAAAGAAAAUUUAUAUUUACCAAAGAUAAUUAAUCCAACUUUUUGCUUUUAUUCGUUAUUAUAUAAAAAAAAAGAAAAUUCAAAAAUAAUAAGAAAAAUUAUUUAUAAAGCUGAUAAAAAUUUUGUUAAUUUUGUUUUUUAA
This is a messenger RNA of Plasmodium relictum, 1548 nucleotides long. RefSeq names its product conserved Plasmodium protein, unknown function. The coding region runs from base 1 to 1548 and encodes 515 amino acids. The record is from RefSeq and is a predicted model, not a curated record. NCBI's taxonomy places the organism in Eukaryota, Apicomplexa, Aconoidasida, Haemosporida, Plasmodiidae. The transcript has a single exon.